AUGGCGGCAGCACCAGUAAAGUUUACGGUGAAGGUGGUCAUUGUGGGCGACUGCGGGGUGGGCAAGACGGCCCUCGUGCAGCGGUUUGUGUUCAACAAGUUCGACAAGCACGACUCCACCAUCGGGGCGGCAUUCGUGACAAAGGACCUUCUCGCAGACGGAGUCCUGAUCAAGCUCGAGAUGUGGGACACGGCGGGGCAAGAGCGGUACAGGAGCCUGAGCCCCCUUUACUUCCGAGGGGCCGAUGCGUGUCUGAUGGUCUACGACGUCACCUCCAGCCAGUCCUUCGCCGACCUUGAAGGGUGGUUCUCCGAGUUCCGCUCCAUGGCCGGAGCCGCUGUGCCGAUGGUGGUGGUGGGCAACAAGAUGGAUCUGCAGACCACGCGCCAGGUGAAUGCCAGGGACGCCGAGGAGUGGAGCCACGGUGCAGACUGCGCCCACUUCGUGGCGAGCGCAAAGGACAACACGGGCGUGGACGAGGUCUUCGCCGAGCUGGCCCGCAGAGCGGCUCACGACUAUGACGCAUCAACCCAGGGAAAUGGAUGCUCCUGUUGA
This is a messenger RNA of Acanthamoeba castellanii str. Neff, 555 nucleotides long. Its product is annotated as GTPbinding protein. Lineage: Eukaryota; Discosea; Longamoebia; Acanthamoebidae. The transcript has 7 exons. Gene Ontology annotation, molecular function: GTP binding; GTPase activity. Bases 1 to 555 code for a protein of 184 amino acids. The record is from RefSeq and is a predicted model, not a curated record.